This is a messenger RNA of Musa acuminata AAA Group (dessert banana), 957 nucleotides long. Its product is annotated as RNA-binding protein Y14A. Gene Ontology annotation, cellular component: nucleus; cytoplasm; exon-exon junction complex. Gene Ontology annotation, biological process: RNA splicing. Gene Ontology annotation, molecular function: mRNA binding. The transcript is spliced from 4 exons. Bases 78 to 674 code for a protein of 198 amino acids. NCBI's taxonomy places the organism in Eukaryota, Viridiplantae, Streptophyta, Magnoliopsida, Zingiberales, Musaceae. The record is from RefSeq and is a predicted model, not a curated record.
AUAUUUACAAGGGCAGGGAUUUGUCAUUCCGCCUAUUGUUUUGGUUCUCCCGAUUCAUCUCCAAGAGACCGGCGACGAUGGCGGCUGCUGCGGGGGACGUCGAGGUGGUGGAUUUCGAGCCUGACGAUGACGAUCUCAUGGACGAGGAGGUAGCCGCCGCCGAGGUCGACCCCUCCCCUGCCCCCAGGCUCCGAUCCGCCAUCGCCGGCAGCGAUUCCUCGGGCCCUAGGAAGACCAAGGGCCGGGGAUUUCGCGAAGAGGCGGGUCGCGAUAGCGACAGCCGCCUUGCCGCCAGGGAUUUCGAUUCCCUCGACUCCGAUGGCGGUCCCGGUCCCCAGCGAUCUAUUGAGGGAUGGAUUGUUCUAGUAACUGGGGUCCAUGAAGAGGCACAGGAAGAUGAUUUGCACAACGCCUUUCGUGAAUUUGGUCAGGUUAAAAAUUUGCAUCUAAAUCUUGACCGUCGCACUGGAUUUGUCAAGGGUUAUGCCCUGAUUGAAUAUGAGAACUUUGACGAAGCACAAGCUGCAAUCACAACACUAAAUGGUACCGAGCUCCUUACACAAACGAUUUAUGUUGAUUGGACAUUUAGCAAAGGUCCGAUCAAGCGAAGAAACAUGAGGAGAAGAUCUCCACGUGCUCAUCGAUCAAGGAGCCCUCCUAGGAGGAGAUACUGAAGCUGCUUUGCAGAGCUUACUUCCUCGUGUCGUGUGAUUUUGGGAGUCUGCAUCCUUGGUGUGUCCCAAGGCCCGCGGCAGCUUGAUGUGGAUUUACGUGACUCAAAGAGGCAGUAUGUUGUACUAUGAUUAGUUGAAAGUAUAAUUAGUGACUUACCUGUUUCUGCUAUUUAUUUUAACGCAUGCUACGCCUGCUUUAAUGAUUUCGGUGGAACUGCCGAGUGCUGUUGAUGUAAUACAGAUUUUAUUUUGUUUGAUGCGUGCAUUUGCUGAUUUGAGGAUU